Molecule: messenger RNA, 3295 nt
Organism: Onychostruthus taczanowskii (white-rumped snowfinch)
Lineage: Eukaryota; Metazoa; Chordata; Aves; Passeriformes; Passeridae
Gene: NAA30
Product: N-alpha-acetyltransferase 30, NatC catalytic subunit
Exons: 5
Coding region: 80-1318 (412 amino acids)
Biological process (GO): N-terminal peptidyl-methionine acetylation
Cellular component (GO): NatC complex
Molecular function (GO): protein-N-terminal amino-acid acetyltransferase activity
Source: RefSeq, a predicted model, not a curated record
AGGAACUGGCCGCGGGUUUUACGGCCGCGGCGGCCGCGCUUGGCGGCGGCGGAGCGGGAGCUGCCCAGACGCGGCGGAUAUGGCCGAGGUACCGCCGGGGCCUAGCAGCGUCCUGUCCCCGCAGGGGGACACGCUCUCCCCCUUCCCCGGAGGAGGAGGAGGAGGAGGGGGGGCUGCUUCCUCCUCCUCCUCCUCCGCCGCCUCCUAUGCCGCCGCCGCCGCCGCCUGCACCGGCGCCCAGGACGAGGAGGCCGAAGAGGAGGAGGAAGAGGAGGGACCCGCGGGCGGACGGGAGCAGCAGCAGCAGCGAGGAGGAGGCAGCGACGGCGGCAAGGGGGGCCCGCAGCACCGCCACCAUCACCGCCACCACCACCACCCCCCGCACCACAACCACCAGCUCAACGGCCUCAUCAGCCCCGAGCUGCGGCACCUGCGGGCCUCCCUCAAGGGCAAGAUCCUCGGCUCGGAGGCAGGGGCGGCCCCCGAGGGGCUGGAGAACAAGCGAGCCAGCAAAACAAUGGGCUCCGGACAGCAGCAGCCGUCGCCCCCCAGCGCAGCGCCUUGCUCGUCCCCCCACGCCAACCACCUCCCUCCCCAGGGAAGGACUGCACCCUCUCCUCCUCCUUCUCCCCCGGCUAAAGGGGACAGGAGCCAGCCUGCUGCCACAACCACGACUGCUGCUGCUAAGACUGCAGCCCGCAAUGGGCUGGCAGGAGAGACUGGCUUGGAGGAGGAAGAGCAGGAGGAGGGGGAUGAAGGAGGGGAGGAGGAGGAGGAGUCCCUGCAGCUACUCUCCGGGUCCUUAGCAGCAGCGUGCAGUUUGAAAGGCUCGGGAACGGACUGUCAGCCCGAGGAGGACCUAACGAUACGAUACGUCCAGUAUGAGUCAGAGCUGCAGAUGCCCGAUAUCAUGAGACUGAUCACCAAAGAUCUGUCUGAACCCUACUCCAUUUACACUUAUAGGUAUUUUAUCCACAACUGGCCACAACUUUGCUUUUUGGCCAUGGUAGGUGAGGAGUGUGUAGGUGCCAUCGUCUGCAAGCUGGAUAUGCACAAAAAGAUGUUCCGCAGAGGUUAUAUAGCCAUGUUAGCAGUGGAUUCCAAAUACAGAAGAAAAGGAAUUGGUACAAACUUGGUUAAGAAAGCUAUUUAUGCUAUGGUUGAAGGAGAUUGUGAUGAGGUUGUAUUGGAAACAGAAAUCACAAAUAAGUCUGCUUUGAAACUUUAUGAAAACCUUGGUUUUGUGCGAGACAAGAGGCUGUUCAGAUACUAUUUAAAUGGAGUGGAUGCCCUGCGUCUGAAACUGUGGCUGCGUUAGGAGACCCCAUCCCAGCCAGCAAGCGACGUCCCAGCAGCGCAGAGUUGUCCUUUGCAUGCAAUGCAAUUUGUCCCAAAUUGCUUUGCAAGGUGGACUUUUAGUACUUUCCAUGCAGCUCUUAAACCUGUCAGUGUCCCAUUGAGUGUCGCACACAUUCGUUGCACUUUGGCAUGGCGCAUUUGUUCCGAAUUAAAGCCGAUUGUCUCAGACUCCGAGUCCUUUUGGUACCAGCCAGAUGUGCCAGGUGAUAGCCAAGAUAUGUUCAUUCAUUUGCAAGUCUGCUGACUCUUUAGGACAUCCACACAGUGAACGUUUUAGCAGAGAAAACCUGGAUGGGAACGCCGCUUUUGGUUCCCGAAAAUUCAAAAUAAAGCCAAUGUAGAUUGUAAAAUUCUAUAAGUAUACUAACAUUUCAUACAAAAAUUGCCAUAGUUUUCUGGGGAAGAAGAAGAAAAAGGAAAAAAAAGGCUUCAAUUUUAGGUUUUAUUUUUCAAUAUUGAAUUUUUCCAUUCUUAAAUAUUGGUACCUCAGUGAUUAGUGAAUGAAAAAAAUGUAUUGUAGGGUGGGGUGUGUGUUACAACAAGUAACCAUUAAAUUGCGUCUGCCAGUGCCUGUAUAGAUAAGUAUAUUUGUCUUCACCUCUAAGUUUGGAGUGCAUGCUUUUAUUCUUUUACUUUCUUCAGUUGUCUUUGCAAGAAAAAAAUAACAACCUGCUUUUAUUUAAAUUCUGGAUUUGAUAAUAAAUUAUUUCAGAUUUUUAUAAUUUGGAUACUUCUCCCAAACAGGGGUUUGGAAGGCCCUUCUUAUAGCACGAAGUGUAAGCUAUUUUGAAAACCUUGAGUAGCUGCUAAAAGAACCUGGUGGCACCAGUGAAUCUCUGCUGGGUUUGGAUGCACUUUUGUCAUUAAAAGAGUGAGGGACUUCUUUUAAAAGAAGAUAUAGAAAAUUAAUGUAAAUUGGUAUGAUUUUUAUUUAAUCAAAAUUAUUGCUAGAAGCUCUGAGAAACAGCUAUUUUAAGAUAGUUGGAACAAUUUUUUUUUUCAGAUUCGGAUUGCUUUGCUUCAGUGUUCUAAAAUGCUUCAAUCUUUGGUUCUUGGUCUUGGAAGUGAAUUUCAAGGUGUAUCAUAUUCAUUUUCAGCUGCUCUCAUUUUCUCAACUUACAUGAGCUAAAUUAUUGGGGGAAAUUUCCCCCUCUAAAAUCAAAGCAGCGGGGAAGGAAUUCUGUCUCUCUUUCUUGCAUUCACUCUUGCUCUGUUUUUCUUUCUUUUUUUUUUUUCCUUUCUUUAUUUGGGCUUGCAUAGGUUUUACCAAUACCCAUCAAUUUUUUCAGUAAUGACAGCGUCAAGGCUUUCUUGUUCCGUGUGAUUCCAUAGCCCAGGUCUGUGCAUCAGUUGGGUUGGGUUUUUUUUUUUUUUGUUGUUUGUUUUGUUUUGUGGGGGUGUUUUUUUAUUUUGAUUUUUUGGGGGUUUUUGUUUUGUUUGGGUUUUUUUUUUUUUUUUUUUUUUUUUUGAAAGACAAGAAUAAAGGUAUUAGGUGACUUGUGGAAGCACCUCUGUAAUCAGAGAUCUCAGAAUAUUCAGUUGGAAGGGACCCACCAGGAUCAAGUCCAGCUCUGAGGUGAAUGGUCCUCACAGGGAUCAAAAGGAUGAACUCUCAGUGAAUCCACUCUCAUGGAACCGAGCGAAUUCUCCAGAUUUGCCUUACUUCACUUUUUUUUUUUCCUUUUUAAACUUUGGUUUGAGUCAUGAGGUUUGUUUGGGGGUUUUUUUUUCGUUUGUUUUCAUUUUUGCUAAUUACUGUACACUAAAAACAAAACCAACAAAACCCCUACCUCCAGUAUCAUUUGGAAAAGAGCCCUGUGCAGGAAAACUGGAUUUGAGCAAAGCCGCCUUUUGCACAGACCAAUCGCACAUGGUGAUGGACGUUUCUUGCCAUGUACAAAUCAUGAGUUGUAUUUGAAAAUAAAGAUUUUUAAUG